Molecule: messenger RNA, 951 nt
Organism: Suillus subaureus
Lineage: Eukaryota; Fungi; Basidiomycota; Agaricomycetes; Boletales; Suillaceae
Product: GroES-like protein
Exons: 5
Coding region: 1-951 (316 amino acids)
Biological process (GO): alcohol metabolic process
Molecular function (GO): zinc ion binding; alcohol dehydrogenase (NADP+) activity
Source: RefSeq, a predicted model, not a curated record
AUGACUGGAAUUGACUUCACCGUCUUCAAAGGCUCCCCCACUGGAAAGAUAGUCGAGUCAAAAACUCAUAAAGAAAGCAUCAAAACAGACGAGGUGCUACUCAAAAUCACCCAUGCUGGCUACAUGGUCCUCGGCCAUGAAGGUGUUGGCAUCGUGCAGCAGGUCGGGUCGCAAGUCACCUCAUUCAAAGUUGGCGAUCGUGCUGGCUGGGGAUACCUCCACAAUUCGUGUGGGCACUGUGAAGAGUGUCUCAACGCAAACGAGAUGUUUUGCGCCGAGAGAGCCAUGUACGCAUACUCAAACACUGACCAAGGCGCAUUCGCUUCCCAUGCGGUGUGGAAGGCAGCUUUUCUCUUUCAUAUUCCCGAUGCUAUCACUUCCUCUGACGCGGCGCCAUUGAUGUGUGCGGGAGCAACGGUGUUCAACGUGAUGUACUUGUAUAAUGUCCGACCUACAGACCGAGUGGGGAUUGUAGGCAUCGGUGGUCUUGGUCACAUUGCCAUCCAAUUUGCAGCGAAAAUGGGGUGCGAGGUUGUAGUUUUCUCUGGGAGCGGAAGUGCAAAAGAGUUUUACGUCACGAGAGGCGCGAGCAAACUGGAAAUCGGGAGACCGGUUAAGCACCUAUUUGUUACGUCCUCGCGAAUCCCUGACUGGAAUCUCUUCCUCCCGGUUCUGGCGUCUAAUGCUACUAUAUACCCUCUCACUUUUUCUGAGGGGGAUUUGGCCAUUCCCUAUGUGCCUCUCUUGUCAAAGGGGUUGAGAAUACAGGGAAGCUUUUGUGCAUCGCGUGGUGCCUACGUCAAGAUGCUGACAUUUGCGGCUGUCCAUCGCAUCAAACCCAUCACUGAAGAAUUUCCACUGACGGUCGAAGGAAUUGAAGAAGCCAUGGCUAAACUCGACAAUGGAGAAGUCAGAUAUCGAGCGGUAUUGGUGGCUGGCCAUGGGAGAUAG